Messenger RNA from Baudoinia panamericana UAMH 10762, 1551 nucleotides. RefSeq lists its product as uncharacterized. The transcript is spliced from 2 exons. Gene Ontology annotation, biological process: transmembrane transport. Gene Ontology annotation, molecular function: transmembrane transporter activity. Gene Ontology annotation, cellular component: membrane. The record is from RefSeq and is a predicted model, not a curated record. Lineage: Eukaryota; Fungi; Ascomycota; Dothideomycetes; Mycosphaerellales; Teratosphaeriaceae. The coding region runs from base 1 to 1551 and encodes 516 amino acids.
AUGCGCCAUGGACCGUCAGAGACGUCCCCUCUCCUCAGCCCACGAUGCGGGGAGGUCAUCGACCUAUCCCCUGGCAACAGUAGAGGGGGACAAUGGGUGUCGCACGAGACAGUCAACCUUAUUCUCAUGCUGCUGCUCCUCUGCAUCUCUUUCGGCGACCAGAUAUCGGAGAGCCCUCAAGUCCGUAUCUUCGAGAGUGUGAUCUGUUACAAGCACUAUGAGAGUGUGGAUCCUAGCAAGAUACUGAUAAGCAGAGAGGCUGUUGGACCGGGUGCCAUAGGGGGCGUCGCGGAGCUGCAUUGCAAGGUGAAUGCGGUACAAGAGCAAUUGGCCGAGCUACGUGGAUACCAGCAGUUCUUCGAUGGCAUUCCGUCACUCGCACUCGCCGUCCCAUUCGGCUGGGUUGCGGACAGAUAUGGAAGGAAACCAUUGUUCUUCCUUGGCUUGCUGUCAUUUGCGUUCAAGAUGGGCUGGAUGCAGCUUGUCACUUGGUUCUGGCAAGCUUUCGACGUCCGCCUGUCGUGGCUGUCCACUUUCCAUGCCCUGUUGGCCGGAGGGUCGCCUUCGUCGCUGCGUGCUGCCGCGUUCUUACGAGCGGGCGCUGUCAAUGUCUCGGCCACUCUCCUCAUGCCACCUCUUGCGGCAUGGCUGAUGCGAUACACCCCGUGGAUUCCCUCCAUCAUUGGAACUAUCCUAAUGGCUCUGCCCAUCAUAGCCUAUCCGUUGAUCCCGGAGACGCUGGGCUUCCGACAUACAGCGCUUUCUCCACCCGACACGCAGCCGCCUACACCUUGUGGGGAGUCAGCUCCAGCACCACCGGAUCUGUCGACCAAUCCGCCACCCAUUAACGCCGAUUUCGCUGCACCCAUCACCACGAAAGUCAUAGAAGCCACCUCCCUUCUUACGCAGGACUGGAGAGUGCCAGCACUUAUUUUGACCUUUAUCAGCCAUCUAAUCAUCAUGUCUGCCUCCGCCUUCAUCAUGCAAUACGUGAGCAAGCGUUACAGCCUGACCUUCGCCAACGCCACGCUACUCAUGACCAUCUUCAGCGGCGUUAAAGUCCUACUACUCUCGGCAAUCCUACCGUGGCUCUCUAAGGCAGUGAUGCAGUGCUUGCACCUCUCCAGCCAACAGAAGGACCUCUAUCUGGCUCGUGCGAGCCUGCUCCUAACAGCGCUCGGAACGACGAUGAUCGGGCUGGCCCCGAACGUUCCCACUGUAGCGAUCAGCAUGGCCAUCACUUCGCUUGGCCUUGGCGCUCAUAUUAUGAUACGAAGCUUCUUGACUUCGCUAGUACCUGCGCAUCACAUUGCACGUGUGUUCAGCAUCGUCAGCAUUGUGGAUACCCUGGGCAGCAUGUUCGGCGGUGCGCUGUUGGCAGGUCUGUUCAAGCGAGGCAUGCAGUUGGGAGGAGUCUGGAUUGGGAUGCCUUUCUUCUUUAUUGGGAUGCUUAGCGCGGCGUUUGCGGUGUUGCUGUUUAUUGUGCGGAUACGACCGGAAGAAGGCAAGCUCGUGCAAGAGGAUGACGACGAGGACGACAACGACAUUUAG